Messenger RNA from Notolabrus celidotus (New Zealand spotty), 1071 nucleotides. It is a transcript of the gene tspan33b, whose product is annotated as tetraspanin 33b. Bases 1 to 756 code for a protein of 251 amino acids. The record is from RefSeq and is a predicted model, not a curated record. NCBI's taxonomy places the organism in Eukaryota, Metazoa, Chordata, Actinopteri, Labriformes, Labridae. Gene Ontology annotation, cellular component: membrane. The transcript is spliced from 8 exons.
AUGUCUGCUGCCUCCACGGAGGAGGAGGAGGAGGGGAUGGUUUUCUCUUUGUUGAUUGUUGCAAUCGGGGUGUAUGCCAAAGUCCAGAAAGCUACAGACACGGUGCGGGACACGUUCCUGAUCGACCCGGCUGUCAUCCUAAUUGUGGUGGGGGUGGUCAUGUUCUUCAUCACGUUCUGCGGCUGCAUCGGCGCUCUUCGAGAGAACAUUCGCCUCCUCAAAACAUUCUCCUUCAGCCUGACAUUGGUCUUCCUCACUCAGCUAGCCAUAGCAAUUCUGGGCUUCUUCUACUCUGAACAGACUCGGGAUGCUUUGGGAAAGUUUGUGAAGAAAGCCAUCACACACUACAGGGACGACCUGGAUCUGCAGAACCUGAUGGAUUACAUCCAGAAAGAGUUCAAGUGCUGUGGGUGGAACAACUACACAGACUGGUCUUGGAACCUGUACUUUAAUUGUACUCAUGAGAACCCCAGCUCCGAGCGCUGUGGUGUGCCCUACUCCUGCUGCACUCCUGUUCCCGGAGAGGCAGUGAUUAACACCAUGUGUGGUUUCGGGAUUCAAGCGCAAAACUUCCUGGAGGCAAACAAGUUGAUCUACCCUGUGGGAUGUGCAGACAAAGCAGUGAUGUGGAUCGAGUCUCAUCUGUUGCUGGUGGGAGCCCUAGCCCUGGGCCUGGCCUUACCUCAGAUUGCAGGCAUUGUGCUGUCCCAGAUCCUGAUCUCUCAGAUCCAAGAUGAGAUUACCUCGGUGUUGUGAGAGUGGGCCGAUGAGGGAAGAGGAGGAAGAAAAAGAACUCACAGUACUUGGCUCCUCUGACGUGUGCAAGGACAUCUGUUUCUCUGCUACUGCAAUGUUUCUACACAUUUCUUAUUCCUAUUGUGCUGUUGCCUGCAGGCAUAAAAGUGUGGUGCACUUUAUUGUGUUACUUCAACAGACAUCACACACAUUGUGCAAAGUGUAUAUUUAUCAGUUUCCGACAUGCUUUUACUAUUGAUCUUGACAUGAAGAUUUUAUUUCUGAAAGUGUUUAUUUUUAAAUGUGACGUUUACUAAUAAAAUUCAGUCAAAGAAA